UCUCGGACGUAGGCAGGGGGAUCACCCUCGCCUUUCUCCUCCUCCUCCUCCUCCCCCCCACCUGCCCGGCCCGCUCCGCGAGCGGCAUGCCCCCGGCUCCGGCUGCUGUGCCCGGGCGCCGCGGAGCCGGAGCUGCCUGUUGAUCGCGCCUGGCGAGGCGAGGCGAGGCGAGGCUGCGCCGGCCGCCCACCGCGGCGGCUCCCGGCUGGCGGUGCCCGUCCAUGAGCGCGGGGGCAGCGCGGGGGCCGCCAGGAGGAGCCCGCCUGGCCCGGGGUUUAUGAAUGGCCCUGGCAUGGAGGAAAGAGCGGUCCCGAAAGUCAAGAGCAAGAGGAGGAAGCGGUGCUGCCGCGGCCCCGGCGGCGGGGGCUGCUGCUGCUGCUGCCGCUCCCGCUCCCCGCCGCCCGCCGGGGCGGCCGGGCCGCAGCCCGCGGCGCUGCGGGAGGCGGUGGCCUGCGAGGACGAGUUCGAGUGCAAGGAGCUGGAGGCGCUGUUCCAGAGCUACAACCUGAAGCUGGAGCAGACCGCCACGCUGAAGGCGCUGGCCGUGCUCAUCGUGCUGACGGCCAGCCUGGCCCUGCUGGAGCUGCUGUCCGGCCCCAGCCUGAGUAUCUCCAAGGGCUCCCAGCCCGUGCACUGCAUCAUCUUCCUCUCCCUCUUCAUCGUCACCAAUGUCAAGUACCUGCAGGUCACGCAGCUGCAGCAGAUCGUCAAGCUCACCUUGCUCUUCAGCUUCACCUUCUCCUUCCUCUGCUGCCCCUUCUCCCUGGGUGCCUAUGGGACAGAGCCCCCCAGCACCCCGGAGCAGGGCAUGUGGCAACUCAUGUUGGUCACCUUCGUGUCCUACGCGCUGCUGCCCGUGCGGACCCUGCUGGCCAUGCUCUUCGGGCUCGUCGUCUCCGUCUCCCACCUCAUCGUCACCGCCACCUCAGUCAGUGCCAAGCGGCAGCGGCUCUGGAAGACGCUUGUGGCCAAUGCUAUCCUUUUUGUCAGUGUAAACCUGUAUGGGGUUUUUGUGAGGAUUUUAACAGAAAGGGCUCAGAGGAAAGCAUUCCUUCAGGCCAGGAACUGCAUAGAGGACCGGCUGAGGCUGGAGGAUGAAAAUGAAAAACAGGAGCGUCUCCUGAUGAGUCUUUUGCCCAGGAACGUUGCCAUGGAAAUGAAGGAAGAUUUCCUGAAACCACCUGAAAGGAUUUUCCACAAGAUUUACAUUCAAAGGCAUGACAAUGUUAGCAUUUUGUUUGCAGACAUAGUGGGGUUCACUAGUUUGGCAUCGCAGUGCACUGCUCAAGAGCUGGUGAAGCUUCUGAAUGAACUCUUUGGCAAGUUUGAUGAAUUAGCCACAGAAAACCAUUGCAGAAGAAUAAAAAUCCUGGGGGACUGUUACUACUGUGUAUCUGGACUGACCCAGCCCAAAACCGACCAUGCUCACUGCUGUGUUGAAAUGGGACUGGAUAUGAUUGACACCAUCACGUCUGUGGCAGAAGCCACGGAAGUGGAUCUCAAUAUGAGAGUUGGAUUACACACAGGCAGGGUGCUUUGUGGGGUCCUGGGUCUCCGCAAAUGGCAAUACGAUGUCUGGUCUAAUGAUGUGACUCUAGCCAAUGUAAUGGAAGCUGGAGGAUUGCCUGGGAAAGUUCACAUAACAAAGACCACCUUAGAGUGCCUAAAUGGUGACUACGAGGUAGAACCAGGGUAUGGCCAUGAAAGGAAUAGUUUCUUGAAGAAGCAUAAUAUUGAAACAUUUUUUAUUGUGCCAUCCCAUCGGAGGAAGAUAUUUCCAGGGCUGAUUCUCUCGGACAUAAAACCAGCCAAAAGAAUGAAGUUCAAAACAGUCUGCUACCUGCUUGUACAACUCAUGCAUUGCCGUAAAAUGUUCAAAGCAGAAAUCCCUUUCUCCAAUGUCAUGACAUGUGAGGAUGAUGACAAGAGGAGAGCGUUAAGGACAGCCUCUGAAAAACUCAGGAAUCGUUCCUCCUUUUCUACAAAUGUUGUAUACAACACUCCAGGAACUCGAGUAAACAGAUACAUCAGCCGUUUGAUAGAGGCCCGGCAAACUGAGUCUGAGAUGGCUGACUUGAAUUUUAUUACCCUGAAGUAUAAACAAAUUGAACGUGAACAUAAAUACCACCAGCUUCAGGAUGAAUACUUCACCAGUGCUGUAGGUCUUUCACUAAUUCUAGCUGCCUUAUUUGGCCUUGUCUACCUUCUAAUAAUACCACAGAGUACCAUAGUCCUUGUCCUCCUGGUGUUCUGCAUAUGCUUCCUAGUGGCUUGUAUUAUGUACCUUCAUGUCACACGAGUACAAUGUUUUCCAGGGUGCCUGACAAUACAAAUUCGUACCAUUUUGUGUAUUUUCAUUGUGAUCUUAAUUUACUCUGUGGCGCAAGGAUGUGUGAUUGGCUGCAUGCCUUGGUUAUGGAAUACUAAUUCCAGCAGUUCCAUAGUCAUCAUUUCUCCUGGUGGAAUGAAUGAAACAAUGAAAGAACUUCCAUGUGACACAGCCCAUUAUGCUUUCCUUUCCUGUGUCGUGGGGACUCUUACUCUGGCAAUAUUUCUACGCGUCUCUUCCUUGCCAAAAAUGAUCCUCCUGCUUUUUGUUACAGUUUUGUACAUAGUUAUUUUGGAACUCAGUGGGUACAGAAAAGCAGUUGGGGGUGGUUCCUUUUAUAAGCGUGGCUAUGAACCUAUAUUAGCCAUUCUACUGUUCUCCUGUGCUUUGGCUCUUCAUUCCAGGCAGGUGGAUUUGAAGUUAAGAUUGGACUACCUCUGGGCUGUGCAGGCAGAAGAAGAGAGAGAUGAUAUGGAAAGAGUCAAGCUAGAUAAUAAAAGAAUCCUCUUCAAUCUGUUGCCAGCUCAUGUUGCACAACACUUUCUUAUGUCUAACCCAAGGAAUAUGGAUCUUUAUUAUCAGUCAUAUUCACAAGUGGGAGUGAUGUUUGCUUCCAUUCCAAAUUUCAAUGAUUUCUACAUCGAGCUGGAUGGCAAUAACAUGGGAGUAGAGUGUUUACGCCUCUUAAAUGAAAUUAUUGCUGAUUUUGACGAGCUUUUGGACAAAGAAUGUUAUAAGGACAUAGAAAAGAUCAAGACAAUUGGCAGUACUUAUAUGGCAGCUGUAGGACUUGUACCAACUACAGGAACUAAGGCUAAAAAAUCAAUUUAUUCCCACCUGAGUACACUGGCAGAUUUUGCAAUAGAGAUGUUUGAUGUUCUUGAUGAAAUCAACUAUCAGUCUUACAACGAGUUUGUCUUACGAGUCGGUAUAAAUGUUGGUCCUGUAGUGGCAGGAGUCAUUGGGGCCAGGAGACCACAGUAUGAUAUUUGGGGGAAUACUGUAAAUGUUGCCAGUAGAAUGGAUAGUACUGGAGUACAAGGUAAAAUUCAGGUGACGGAGGAAGUUCAGCGGAUAUUAAAGAGGUGUAGUUAUGAGUUUGCAUGCCGGGGAAAAGUCAGUGUAAAAGGAAAAGGUGAAAUGUUGACCUAUUUCCUUGAAGGAAAGGCCAAUGGAGACAAUUCCCAAACACGGUCUUUAAACUUAGAACGGAAAACCUACCACUAUGGGAAAGCAAACAUUCAAACCAAACUUGGCACCAGUUGUCCCUCGGUGUCUUCAGCGACUAGCUUUACUGUAAAACCUGGGGUUGGAACACUUCAGCCGCCAACCGCCCACACAAAUCAAACACUACAUUACCUUCCUUCUGUGCCAGCUGUGAAAGAGGCAUAGAGCAAGGAAAUUUGGUUGUGCCAUUUGCAGUAAACUGAAUUUGCCUGAAUUUUCACCGGGAAAUCAAAGGUCGUUGGCUAUGGCAUAAACCAAGGAUCACUACAACCCAACCAAAGAGAACUUGGGAACUGCAUAAAUGAACUCUUGGAAUGGAACAAAUAAGGGCUAGCAACUUUGUUAGGUUAAGUCAAAUAUUGAUUUUCUGGAUAUAAGGAAUAUUUUCUUGGCAUUUUUAAAGGUGAAUGAUAUAACUACAAAAAGUAAAAGUGGCACUGUAUGUGUGUGCUUAUACACACACACACACACACACACACACACACACACACACAUAUAUAUAUAUAUAUAUAUAUAUAUAUAUAUACACACACACACACACACACACACACCCGCACACACCCCCACAGAUAGAUAUAGAUAUAUAUAAAAUAUGUAUUUAUUUACACAUCCACCUGCAAUGGCAUAACAAAAAGGUUUCUCUAGUAUUAUAGCCAGCACUAUUGGGUGUGAGGUAGUAAAGCUGCUUAUAGGAACAGGAAGUUGCGUAGUUGAAAAUUAUCUGGGGCUAUAGCAAGAAUUAUGGAAACCUUACUCACAGUGCUUGAAAUAAGUCGAUAAGAACCAGUAAGACAAUUGGUAACUGAAAGCUGGACUAAGCCAACUGCAAAACUGAUGCUUUUUUAAAUGUUUAUUGCAUAUUCCAGUAGCUUUGAAUGGGUUGUUUUAAAAUUCCAAUGCAAUGGUAUGAAGAAAUCAGAGCUUAGGAGUUUGACAGGAUACUAACAAGUGUUCUAUCUGUUAAAAGACAAAAAAAUGUAGCUAAAAUACUGCAUGGAACCUUUGAUCCUAUGUGAGACAGAGGUGCCGUCCUGUGAGCACAGCAAUAUGCUUAUUCAAUACAGAAACAGUCUUUCCUGCUUUAUGCACACUGCCAAUUUUAUUGAAGACAGGAACAGUGGAACACUGUUCUUACCAUUUUUUCACUAAAAGCAUAAAUUGUGUUGCUCAGAACAAGGGAUUUGGGUCUGCCGUUUUGAAUUGCUCAAAGGGCUGGCCUGUAUCCGUUGCAAAUAUGUUGUUGUUAGUAUUGUUAUAUUUGUAUGUUUGCCAACAUACUUUUUUUUCCCCUUAUAAUUGCAUGCCACUAUUUCCUGAUACCUACACCAAGCUCACUAUUCCUAAUUGUAUGAUUAGAGAAAAACAUUUUUUUUCAAGACCUGAUUCUGGAAAGCAAGCAUUAUGAGACUUCGCUGAGAUGAGGAACAUUCUCAUAACUUACAAGGAGUUUAAGGGUUGAUUUUAAUUUACAGAAAAGAAAGCACACCUUAGUUGCUCUUAGUUUUAAUAUAGAGAUACAGCCCACAGGGACUAGGUGCCUCAGUGUGCCAUAUUUCAUCUUCAGUCAAGCUCAUGUGAAAUCCACUUCUGUAUUAAAAAUGAGGCAGCCACAGAUCCCACUAGAGAGGGUUCCAGGCCACACAUGGUACAUGGAUUGCUGUCACAACACCAUUGGGGAAAAGCAAAAGUUAAAUACUCAUUCAAGCUUUCUGGAAUGGAGACAAAAACUUAGGGGGGGGUGUUAAAGGUUUUUGGAGGGUUUUUUUUAAUUUGCUAAAGAACAGAACUGUUGUACUUGAUUUGCACCUUUUCUGCUAUGUAAUACAGACAUUAUAUUCAUUUAUUGUCCCACUGAAGCCACUAGGGGGUUCUUUUAGUGGGAACAGUAUUGGGUUUUCAGUUUCAUCACUCUUCCACUACAGACAUUUAUGAUAGCAAAUUCAACUUAUCUAUCCUCAUCACAGUAGAAUCUGAACAUUUAAAUGAAUGGGAGCCAAUCCUUGUAGCCGAAACAACGGCCCAUUGUGCAUCACUAAUUUAUAGUUCUUCACUUGACUAAUUUUUGUAGCAAUAGUCAGUGUGUCAGCUAAAUUUUUUAUUUUAGAGAUUGGAAAAUUAGUCAUGUAAUUAAGACACUGAGUUGGAAAGAAAUGUGAUUUAGUUCUUGGCUAUGCCAUGGACUUCCUGUGCGAUCUUCCACAAAGCACUUAAUUGCUGUGUUUCUCCAUUUGUAAUAAUGGUCCUCUGUUUCACAAGGGCGGUGUUAGGAAAAGUUCAGUAAUAUUUGUAUAGUGCUCAAAUGCUGUGGUGAGGGUGCCCAUCUAAAGACCUAGGUCACGCAAAUUAGAGAGAAUACAUUUUAACGUAACUACAUAGCACUAAACUAACUUCAUGCAAUUUUGCAAUUAUAUUCUUAAAAUACACCUUCACAUUUCCCAAUUUUUAUAUUGGAGGAGGGAGGGGAAGAGCUCCAAAAGCCAUGAUAACCUGGUUACACUACUUAUUCUGUAAGUUUUAUAUCAUGUGUUACCAUCAUAUAUUAAGCUAAACUUUUAACCAAAAUGGAAAAUAGCAUCUAUUUGCAGUUCCAUCAGUUAAAAAUUCAGGCAGUUCAAAAGUUGUGAGUUAAAGUAUCCAGUUGAGAGUCAAAUUAAGCCCAGGCAUAAUUUCACUGAUAUCUAAGUAAAACACUAUAUCAUUGCAUUGAUGCUAUUUUAGAAUAGUAGUAACACUUCAGAACUGCAAUCAUAGAACGAGCACCAAGGAAUAAUAUAAAUAUAGUAUUUCUUAGGCUCUUUUAAAUUGUAGGAAUUGUAGGGACAGCAUUUGAAAUUUUGGCAUCAUGGGGGGGAAUAGGAGAGUGAGUGCUUAGUUCUCCGCACAGGGGCUGCUCCAGUUGUCAUGGCCUCAGCAGUUGCGAUGGUGCAGGCUGAGGGCUGCCAUUCUGGUGCCCUCUCUAAACUGGUACCCAAGGCUGGUGGAGUCCUGCUCACACCCCAAGUUAUGUUACUGGACAGGUUCCUACCAACAUUUUAGCCACCACACAGCGAGCAUGAUUAGAAGCUUUCAGUUAUAUAUUGCUACUGCUUUCCUCCAUAAUCAAAGGCAUGUGACCUCAGCAAGGACACUUUCCAUGUAAGCUUCAAGUAUUCAGUUGUGUUUGCCAUAUAGAACACAGCGUGCUUUUUCUGUUCUGGUUUCUGUUUGUUUGUUAUAUAAUAAGGAAGUGUGUCCUUUCCCCACAGCUGCAUAGUUUAAGAAUGCACAGUGGAGAAACAUGGAAGAUUUCAGCUCUAAAGCAAACAGUUUAAAAGCUAUGAGCAUGUGACAGUGAGAUUACAGUAGAAAAUGUUUUCAUCAAUUACAACAGGCUGUACUGUUCUACCCACCAUACUAUCAGUAUAAGAAAACUGUGUUUUUGCCUCUCUGCUCUUUCUUCUUAUUAAUGAUUAUUUUUCCCAUUUACCUUUCUCCAGGUACAUUUUUUUUUUUAGUUUGCAUAUUCUGCCUCUCCCCCCUUUUACUCCUGUAAAACUUUAGCAACCACUAUCCAGGGAAAAUUACAGUAAUAAUUGUGUUACAUCAACAAAUGCAAACUUGCCAAGCUUGAGAAACUGUUCUUUAUAUUUCUUUGUGGCAGCCAUCUGUGGAUAAUGUUUGGCUUAAUCCAAAGCCACUAGAAGUAAUUUCAAAGAUUCACAAUGAUUUUAAUGGGCUUUGGGUCAGGUCCAUUAUUACUCAUGCAGUAAUAUAUAUUUGAUGCAUUGACUAUUUUCCAAUUCAAGCUCUGAGGUUUUUCACUGGGUGAUCUUGCUGUAGCCCUACUUCUAGGGGGUCGAUUCUGCCCUUUGUAUGUCUGUAUCUCCUUCUAUUAAGGGAGCUCAGCUAGGAACAUGGUGGGCAGAAUUAUCUCCUGUGUUUUAAUUUUAUUCUUGUGUAGCUGUCAGCUUGAAGCAGUUGAACCAGAAUGAGCCUUUCUCUAAAGAGGUUCCACUUUUGGCAAGAUGGCUUUAAUGUCUGUGGGAAGCAAGCACAAUAUUUCACAUCAGUUUGCACGUUUUCUCUUAAGAUAAUAGUAAUAAUUGAAGUCUUUCAUUCUUUAUAUAAGCAGAUAAGUAUCAGAAGUCUUCAGACUUUCUUUUCUCUCUUGGGACCUAAUUCAAGAUGUUCCUAUGCUACCUUUAUCUUUAAACCGUUUUUUAUUCUAACGUUGAAAUUAUGAACUGGCAUUCAGUUGAACUACUGGCUAGAUAUUUCCAAACAUGUUACACUUGCAUUGAUUAGAAAGCAAUUUUACCCAGCAGGUAAAGUGAAUUGUUUCUUUGUAGGUAUUUUCAUCUGUGAGCAUUGACAUUACAUUGCUGUCACCUGAAACACAUACAUAUUAGUUAACUCUGCUUUCUCCAGGUGAGAUUUUUGAGAGAGCCUAAAGUUUCAACUCAUUAGGUCCAAGCAUGUGUUCUUUAUGGGCCCCCAUUGAAAUCAACAAGAGUCUGAGGGGCUGGCAUUCGAGAGUUGGGCCUAUGGGUUCCAGAUUCCACUUUUGGUUUUAAUUUCUAAUUAAAUACUGGUGUUAAUUUCCAAUGCCAUUACUAAAGUUGCUCUCUCUGUACAACACAGUAACUGAGAAAAGAUUACAGGCCUGAAUGUCUUUCUCAUUUUCCCCUGUAAUGCAAUUACAAUGCAAAGAAAAUACUUGGGAAACAUUGUCAGAAAACAAUAUAUGCCCUGUGCCAUUUCUGUGCUCUUGAUAUGAGUAUAUUAACAAGUAGUCAACAUGAAUCGUUUUCAUUCAUUUGAUUAUCUGCUUUGUAGCUGAAACAAACCAUUAAUUCAGUCAUCAGCAAGUCCAAAUUCUGUAUAUUUCCUGUCUAAACAGGAGGACUAUUUAGCCAUAAUGUUCUUUCAAGUUAGAGUUUUGUAUUGCAGUGAAAAGCAACAUUUUUUUAAUUUGUGAUAAAACUGUAUUAUAAUGCCUUAUUUAUUUUUAAUCUUGUACAGUGUUAAAAACAUUGGCCUUUCAUGUAUUAUUCACUUUAAAAUAUGUAUUGUAUGAAAUUUUGUAAAUAGUUUUAGCUAUGACAGGUUAUUGCAUGUACACUUGUAUAAAAAUGCAAAAAGGCACACUUUUAACAAAUGUCAAUGAUUUUUGUAACAGAAGUUUUACAUGUGCAUGAAGAUUAUAAACCCUUUGGAAAUGGACGUCCUUUCACUUUUCCUUGCAAUCUACUGCAUGCCACUCAUGCCUGACUUCAGUAAAACAAAACAGUAAGUUUUCCUAAAUGUUUUUGACAUAUCACUUUUGACACAGUUUAAUCCACUAGUUGCAUGUGCGUUCAGCAAAGCAAAAUCAAAAUAUAAAAAAGCAAAAGAAGCAAAUCUAUAAUAUACUUAUCAUGGUUUGCCAACCUCAGUGUUUCUAGGCCCAUAAUGCGAUAUAUGAAAUGUGCUAUCAACAUCUAUGCUAUCUUUAUAUGGUACCUUUUGGUCCUUAGAAGCAAUAAAUUCCACAUGCUGUAAUAUAAAAAGUGAACGGAUAUACUAGGUUAUAACAGUAUAACAUCUGGCAUUCAAUGGGUACCGUUUGAUGACACGUUUGGAUUAUGAGAGGCAUCAGGGAGAAAGACCAGGUGUCUAAUUCAUCAUUGCUGUAUGCAGGUGCAACACUACUGAAGGUAUAGGAGGCAAAUUUGGUCCAUUGAUGUUACCCAGAUUGUAUUUUUAUGUGGUAAUAAGUUAUUGUAUCUGAAAAGUACACAAUUCAAAUAUCAUCUUUCUAUAUAUAAAAAAUAAUUCUAUGGCCUUAUUUUGACUCAUGUUGUUCCAGAAUGAACUAUAGUUCCAGACAAAGUACUGAAUAGAAUUGUUAUAAAAAAAUAAACUUGGCUCUUUGUUUUUUCUUUUUUUCCCCCUCUUGAAUCUCCCCUAUAAAGUACCAGUCCUGCUCCCGUUGAAGUUAAUGACACAGCCUCCAUUGAUUUACAGUGUACCAAAACCAAAGGUAGAUUAUGAUAUCAGUACACUGGUAGAAUAGAGCAGAAUUUAAUGCUCCAGUUGAUUGGAGCUUAUGCUUCAGAGGAAUUUAAUCUGGUCUCUUACAUAGGAAAAAUGGCUUUUGAAUAAUUUCUCUAUAAUCUCCUAUGAAAACAUGAAUCCUAAAGAUACUGGUUUUACAGUUAACAAGAAAAAUAACAAGCAUGCAUCAUUUUUGAAGCUGUACUAUCUUGUCUUGUAGCUAGGUAGUAUUUGAUGAAUUAUUUAAACAACUGCUAUAUAAUAAGUCAAUAAUAUAAUGUGAGAUCACUAACCACAGCAUGGCACUGAGGUUGGUGGCUUUGGGGAAAAGUGCACAUGUGCUCUAUGUCAUGUGCAGGACUUGUUCUGUGGUUAACAUGAACUUUUUAUAUUUUGUAGGUUUAUAUUUAGUAUAGUAAUAGUACUUAAAACUUAUUUGACUGAAUUGGUCACAUGGCUGCAUGAUUAAUUAACAUGACUCUUUCUACAAGUAACCUUGUCAUCAUAAAUGAAAACAUUGAUCCUUACUUCAUACCUCAAGUACUUUUAAUCACAAAUCUAUAUAUUGUAAUAUUGGCUUCACAUAAUUUGAUAGUUAAUCAUGGAAAUAUGAUAUUCAUCUCAAAUUCAGUGGAUGCUUAAUUGCAAAUGUGAUGUAAUUAUUAUGAUGACAACUUGAACUAUGCCUCAACCUCUCCACCCUUCAGCCUGACAUUCUUCUAUUUCUUUCCUCGCCGGUUCCUCUCCUUUUUUGUUCCCUUCCUUGCCCAGCUUUUGGACAUGCAUUCACCCAUCAUGGCUGCCCAUUCAGCCCCAUCAUGGUCCUAGUUUCUGUCUACUUUGUUUUGUUUUCAAAAACAAAACUAAGAAAUAAGAGCACAUGUAAACAGGAUCUGCCUAUUGGCCAGUAUUUCCAUUUUGAAAUGUCAAACAGCACAUGUAAGCCAAUGGAGCAAAUGGGUGCUUUGAAGCAGGACAGUCAUAAGCAGAAAGCAGAGUGUGGCCAACUAGAGAAAGGGAUGAAAAAUCUGCAGUCAGUGAUCAGUGGAGGGAAGAGCAGUAAGGCUGGAUCCUGCUCCUUUAGAAACCAAUGACAAUACUCGCAGUGGGUUCAGUGGCACUGGAUCAGGUUCUAAUGCCCUAAGUCAGCAUCCUACUCAAGUGCACACUUCAUAUCAAUAGGAAUAAAGCAUGUGCUUAAAGUUGUUAUUAUUCCAGUGCUUGGCUGAAUCAGGUCCUAAAUUUUAAAGCUUGUUUACAGUUCAUGGUAAUGUAUAACAUCUCUCAAUGAACUGUUUUUGAAUUGUCUUAAGAAUUUUAAAAAAAUACUUUGGAAUGCUAUUUUCUUCUUUCAAUGCCUGUUUUAUAACAAUAAAGCAUUUUAGAUGAUAGAUUAGCACUAGCUCAUGUGCAGAGCCAACAUGCUGGCUGGAGGCUUUUGGCUUUUCUUGUGCCUUACCACGUGCUUUAGGGGACUGCUUCUCUGACCUGUUACUCCAGAUUUAGCCCACCAUGGCUCCAAUGAAGCCAAGUCAUACUGGUAGGAGAGAAUGGAGAAGCAAGCUCCAAGGGUGGCAUCUGUAUGGAGCAUUUUUGUCACUUUCAUCCCCAGCUUCGUCCAGCACCAGCACAGCUGCACUAAUACUAGAUUUGUGGGUCAAUCUUUUAAAUAGUAUACAGCUCCCACUGAGGAAGUCCAAACAGGGGGACAGAGUUUCCAGCAUGUCAGGUUAACUGUUCCUAAAAUCUGGCUCCUGAGUUUGGUGCCUAAAAAGGGUAGCUGAGCAACUUUUGAAAAUCUGGCCUUACUGUGCAGAACAGGUUGAGAAAACACAUAGGUAAAAUGUCUGUUCACAGACUACACCGAACUCCUAUCUCUUGCUAGCACCACUAUAGCUGUAUCCAUGCUAGGCUAAAGGUGUUAGAACUGCUAAAAACUGUCAUCGUAGAGUAGGCCAAUGCCAAGGUGUGCAUUAAAUACAGCAAUGCUGCACACUGUUGUGUCUUAUUGCUCAAGUGCCUGGCAUGCUGCUUGUAUCCUAGAUGUGUCAAAGCUAGGAGCAGUUAACAAAAAAACUAGAGAUUGGAGUUAACAGACUGAAAGCAUUUUAAGCUCUUUUAACUGGCUCUUUAGAAUUUGGGUGGCUUGGGGGGUUUCUUCCUAUUACUUUAAAGUGGAAUCAAGUGAUACAUCAACAUGUUCCGAUUUAAAUGUAGUUCAAUUUAAGGUGAACUGUGUGUGUGUUAUCACAAAGAAUUUCUUUGUGUUUAACAAAAUCGCCACAAUAAAAAUCCUUCUCCCAAUGGUAUUCUUGCUUUUACUUUUAUAGCAAUGUUGAUUUAUAUAAGGCUUGAUUUGGAAAAAUAAGUGUGAUUCUAAACCAACUGCCUAAUUUGCAUCUGUGCACGCUGGCAUUUCUGUGUACAAAUUUGGAUUAAUCAUAUGUAAAUGAAAGAAUUGCAGAGUCUAAUGGGCUCUCACAGGUCAUUUAGUCCAAUCUUCCUGAAUGGAUGCAGGGCUGGUUAUUCCUAAAAUGUCCCAGAUAGAUGCUAAUCCAAUGUUUUUUUGUGAACCUCCACUGAAUAAAAUUCCACAAGUUUCUUAGGCAGCUUGUCCUACUCUUCCUGUAGUUAGGUCAGUUGUGAGGAAAUGCUUCCUAAAAUGAUUUUGUAGUAGUUUAAACAUGUUAAUGUUGAGUUAUCUCCUGUGCAUCAGUGCAGCCAGGCAAAGACUUAUAAAACUUGAAAUGGGAAAGAGUUAUAAAACUCUGGGAGGGGUAAAACCAAUACACUUCCUUAGAAGUUAAAAACAGAAUUCAAUGGAGAAUACCUUUCUAUAAAAUUUUGAAACAACAUUGAACCCGUAAUAGGGAUUAAAUUUUUAAUGAAAUUUAGCAGAGCCUCUCCAGCUUUAACCUUCCUUCAUUUGGGGUCAGAGUUAGGGUGAUUUAGCUAACUGGGAUCAUUACAGGAUUGCAUUAGAUAAGGAGUGGGCAAAAUAUGGCUUGUGGGCCAGAUCUGGUCCACCAAGGGAUUUUGUUCAAUUUGCAGCAGGUCUUUUGGCCCCACCUGGCCCAGGCACAGGGGGGGAAGCCCAGGCUGUGGCAUGUGCAGCUGGUUAUGCUACCCCCUAGUAUGCAGCAGGGCUGGGGCAGCAAUAAUGGCCAGACUCGCUUCCCAGCAGCCCCAGCAGUGGCAGCUCCUUCUGGCUGCCACUGCCACUAGCCCCAACCCACUGCCUAGGCACCUCGACCCAACUGCCUCACACCCAUUGCCAGCAGUGGGACUCAUGUGGGCAGGACAUGCAGCUGGGUGGAUGUAAUAGGGGUGACAGCGGAUGGGGAGUGGCGUCCAGGAGGAGGACAGGUGGGUGGGGCCAGGAUCACAGGGCAGUGCCAGCGCAGGGCUGAGGGCUGGGGCAGAGCUGUGAUCUGCUCCCUGUACAGCCCCACCAGUGGAACUCAUAGCCAUCUCAGGGGUGUGUGGGAAGUGCCUUGGGCCUUGUCCCUUCACUGUCAUGGCCCCACAAUCCAAAUUGCAGCCUCAGCCCCACCAGCCCAUCCCCCUCUUGAAUGCUGUUCCCUGCCUGCCUGCAGCCUGAUCCCAUCCACCUAGCUGAGCACAAAGCAGAGUCACUUAGUUUUGAUGAGAUAUUGGAGGUGAGGGGUACUGACCUGGCACGGGUCAUAGAAGAAUGUCAGGUUAACCCAGCCCACAACAGCUCACCAAAAUUCCGUAAGUGACCUUUGGGCCCAAAUAAUGGCCCAUCCCUGCAUUAGAUCGUAACAGUUAAUGUAUGCUUUCAAAUAGGUCUUUUCCAUAAGGUAUUGAUGUGCAAAUGACCAAAUUGGACCUGGAAUUCAGGUAAUUGUGACCUGAAAUUUCACAUGCAAUUUUGAAAAUAAGUCACUGUCCCAUUAAAUAUAUAUGCAUACCUUUCUAAAGUCCAGUAUUUGGGGCCAAUAUCUGUAGCAGGAUAAUCUGUGCUGCAAUCAGGAGAUAUCUGUUGAUGCAUUUACACCUUUGAUCCACCAUUGGGUUCUGUGCCCAUACACAUGGAAGGUGUACCCAUGUGUACUCCUUUUGGAAGCAGCAUUUGGGGCUAUUAAGCAAACCAAUAUAUAGUAAUGCUGCUUUUGCACCACAUGUCUAUUAGGACGAAUCAUUUUGCUUCUUAUUAGGAUUGAGUCUCACUAUUAAGCAUUUACAACAAUGUACAUAUUUGUAUUUUUCAGAAAAAUUGUAUAAUAUUUCAAUUGAAAUAAUAGAAUAGUAUUUAAAACAUGUUUUUUUAAAUACUGUAGACUUGCAGGUCUUCUACCUGAUUUUACAGUCUGUGAAGAUGCCCUUUAAACUUUUCAGUUUAAAUUAUUACUGAUUUUCAUUACAUGCCAUAUUCAUUCCAGUUUCUUAAAAUCAAAGUCUAUUUGUUGAAUGCCUGAAAAGAGCCAAAUUCUCCUCACUUAUGCACACAAAUAGUCCUGUUAAAGUUAUUGACAAUAUUUACAUGAGUAAGGACAGUAAGAUUUCUCUUACGGUCCAUUCUUUAGGGAAAGAUUGCUGCUUUAUGAAGAGAGACAUUUGUGGGACUCUCAAACACAUUUCCUAUUAGUUAGACACGUGUUGUUGCUAGGCACCUUUGUUGAAUUUCACUUUUGCCUGUAAUUUAGCUUGCAUGGAUUGUCAAUUUGGAAUUUCCUUUUAUAUAAAAAGAAUAUUAAUACUGAUUUCAAUUCCAGUGACUUAAUUAAAGCCCCCAGUUUAAAUACUGGCCCAACCAAGGCUACUGGAAGUUUUGUUGCUGGCUUCAGUUGGGUCAGGAUUUUGAAUGGGGCCUCUGAUUUUGAAGGUGAGGUGUGAAGCAAAAAUGCAAUCUAAAGUAAACAUAAUAUUGAAGAUAAGGUAUGCAGUAUAAAAUAUAGUUAUAUUCUGCGGGAUGCAGCACACAAUUUUUAAUAUUUUAAGCAUAAAUCCUCUGUAUGCUUCCCAGAUUGUUUUGAAUAUCCUAGACAUGUUUAAAGAAUAAAUUAUGCUGCAGAGAAACUGCAAAAGGGAUGAAAUUCAAGUCCAACUGGAGUUCUGAUGAUUUCCUAGAGGUCAGGAUUUUUUCACUGUACCAGCGUCCAACUGGCACUUUAAUGUUAGUUACUCCUUGUGUUGCCCUCAAGAGAUUUUUUGUGUUUUCUAGGACCUCAUUUUUCAUGACUGGUCUAGAUGGCCCAUAAGACAUUCUAAAGGGUUUCUUUGAUGGUCUAACUUGAGAAGAGUACAAAGGAUGUACGCUGCCUGCUCUCUACCUCCUGUGUUUUUGCUUUCUACUAAUGAAAGGUCCAAUACCAAACGGGUAGAAAGCAGAAAAUACAAUGUGUCUAGCUCUACAAUCAAAAUCUUCCUCUCAUGAAAUGAUAGUCAACUUUUUUAUCCAUUGAAGCUCCAUGAAAUGCUUAAGGGUGUCCCAAAGACAUUUAAACUUAUCAAUAAGAAGAGAAAUUCUAAGAGGAGAAAGAGCCUAGUAUAAAGUAAUUCUGCUUUAUAUAUUCAGAUAUAUAUGAUAACACAUGCUUCAAUGCACUGCAUGCAUUAUUAAAGAGGAGAUUUAAGUAAGCAGUAAUUGUAUUCAUUCAGUAAUUUACAAAGGCAUUCAGUAGAAAUAAUCCUAUCUGCUGUUUAACCUGCACUACAAGAAGCUUGCAAUUAAUUGUAUAUUCUUUCCAACUUGUUUGCACAAUACAAGUUAUUUAAAAUGUGUUCUUUAUCACCAUAUACAGUACAAAGCAAACUAACAUUUCCCUCAGUUUUGUUGGUAUAAAGAGCUUAUAGAAGAUCUUCAUAAGCCUGAUUUAAAACCCAUUGAAGUUGAUGAAAGCAUUGACUCCAGUCAGCUUUGGAUCAGGUUUAAUAUUAUGGGACCAGUUACUCUCCCACUAAUGUCAAAGUGGGGGAGAAAGAGUUAACCAUUGACUUCAAAGGGAACAGGAUGAGGCCUACUGUGUUGUUAUGGACCAUCUAUGUAGGUAAACAGUAUGAAUCUUCAUAGCUUUAAGGAACACACUAGUGGGUGAAGAUGUCAUUUUUUCAAUCUACUGUAGCCCACUGAUGCUUAAAGGAAAUAUUUUAUAUAUCUACACACACGCACAUAUACACUAUAUAUAAAUACAUACAGUACAAAUACAAUAACUUAACACUGGGUAACUUCUAAUGAUAGAUUUGCAUAAAUAAUACGGGUCUAUUUUUAUGUAAAUAGAAUAUUGUAGAGAAUCUUCCAGUCUUUUUCAGGAUUGUUAAAUUGAGAAGAGCAAUUGAAUAUUUGUCCUAUUUUUUAUGUUACAAAGUGAAUGGACUGAAAUGUUAAAUGUGAAUGUAAAUUUCUUAUUGCAACUUUUAUACUGAGUGUUUGCACUACUACAAUUUCUGGAACCUAAUUAAAAAAUAAAGGAAAAAUUUGCUUGAAUAAACA
This is a messenger RNA of Alligator mississippiensis (American alligator), 16028 nucleotides long. RefSeq names its product adenylate cyclase 1 (gene ADCY1). Gene Ontology annotation, molecular function: adenylate cyclase activity. NCBI's taxonomy places the organism in Eukaryota, Metazoa, Chordata, Crocodylia, Alligatoridae. Gene Ontology annotation, cellular component: plasma membrane. Bases 278 to 3721 code for a protein of 1147 amino acids. The transcript has 20 exons. Gene Ontology annotation, biological process: intracellular signal transduction; adenylate cyclase-activating G protein-coupled receptor signaling pathway; cAMP biosynthetic process. The record is from RefSeq and is a predicted model, not a curated record.